Molecule: messenger RNA, 1399 nt
Organism: Brassica oleracea var. oleracea
Lineage: Eukaryota; Viridiplantae; Streptophyta; Magnoliopsida; Brassicales; Brassicaceae
Product: WAT1-related protein At5g64700
Exons: 7
Coding region: 111-1175 (354 amino acids)
Cellular component (GO): plasma membrane
Molecular function (GO): transmembrane transporter activity
Source: RefSeq, a predicted model, not a curated record
AUUCUAACUCAGAGAAGAACAUUACAAAGAGUCAGAGAGUAAUCCAUACAUAUACAUAUAGAUCUCUCCAGUAAUUCAAGACAAAACCAAAAUCAUCAGUCUAUCGAUCGAUGGACAUGGAGACGAAGAAACCAUACAUGGUGGUGACUAUGAUACAAAUCAUAUAUGCAAUCAUGUUUUUGAUCUCUAAAGCUGUCUUCAAUGGUGGAAUGAACACUUUCGUCUUCGUUUUCUAUCGUCAAGCGUUCGCUACCAUCUUCUUGGCUCCUCUCGCUUUCUUCUUCGAACGGAAAAGUGCUCCACCUCUUUCAUUUGUUACCUUCAUCAAAAUCUUCAUGCUCUCCUUAUUUGGUGUGACAUUGAGCUUGGACUUAAACGGAAUCGCAUUAUCAUACACUUCGGCAACUUUGGCCGCUUCCACAACAGCUUCCCUUCCCGCCAUCACAUUCUUCUUGGCUCUGUUUCUUGGAAUGGAGACGCUUAAGAUUAAGACCAUACAAGGAACAGCGAAGCUUGUGGGGAUAACUGUGUGCAUGGGAGGGGUAAUUACCUUAGCCCUUUACGAAGGUCCAGUAUUGAAAUUACCUAUAUGCCCUCACCUGUAUCAUCACCGGAAUAUUCCCGGCCAUGUCUCCGGUGGUUCCACCUCUUGGCUCAAAGGAUGUGUUCUCAUGAUCACCUCCAACAUUUUAUGGGGUCUUUGGCUCGUUUUGCAGGGUCGUGUGUUAAAAGUUUACCCUUCGAAGCUAUACUUCACGACUUUUCAUUGUCUAUUGAGUUCCAUCCAAUCUUUCGUCAUCGCUAUUGCAUUCGAGAGAGAUAUCUCAGCAUGGAAGCUUGGUUGGAACCUACGACUCGUUGCAGUCAUCUACUGUGGAUUCAUUGUAACAGGCGUAGCAUAUUAUUUGCAAUCAUGGGUUAUAGAGAAGAGGGGACCUGUUUUCUUAUCAAUGUUCACUCCUUUGUCUUUACUCUUCACUCUACUCUCAUCAGGGAUUCUACUUUGCGAGAUCAUCAGGCUUGGAAGUAUUCUAGGUGGAUUAUUACUGAUUAUAGGACUCUACUGUGUGCUGUGGGGGAAAAGUCGAGAGCUGAAGAACAUUGGUGAUCAGAAGACUGAUCCACAUAAAGAAAACAGUGAUGUUUGCAAUGAAGUGAAGGUUGUCAUUAGCUGAAUGAAUGUCUUAGUUUGUAUUAUACAUUAUGCUUAUUAUAUAUAUAUGUGUUAAUCAUCAUUCAUAUAAUAGAGUCCAGAUAAGUUUGCUUUAAGUUUUUGUCCCACUUAACUACUCUACCUGUAUCAGAUUGUAGCAUAUGUUUUCUUAGGGUGGUUCUUUAACUUUCCAUAGGCUUUGUUUUCACGCAAAAAAAAAGAAUAAAGUUACAAUAUGUUAAAAUA